Messenger RNA from Egretta garzetta (little egret), 1820 nucleotides. RefSeq names its product LTV1 ribosome biogenesis factor (gene LTV1). Gene Ontology annotation, cellular component: cytosol; nucleus; preribosome, small subunit precursor. The record is from RefSeq and is a predicted model, not a curated record. Lineage: Eukaryota; Metazoa; Chordata; Aves; Pelecaniformes; Ardeidae. The transcript is spliced from 11 exons. Bases 1 to 1563 code for a protein of 520 amino acids. Gene Ontology annotation, biological process: ribosomal small subunit biogenesis; ribosomal small subunit export from nucleus.
AUGGCAUGGGUAGAACUUACACAGCUAGAGCGUGGUAUCACAAGAACUCGCAUAUGGCGAAACACUGUUAGCGUGAGCACGUAUUAUUUACAGCCGAGCCUUCAAAUUCAGCCCGGACAGGAGCUUGCGCAGAGCCAGACGGCAAAGCCUCACAAGAAGAAGAAACCCUUCAUAGAGAAGAAGAAAGCAGUAACGUUUCACUUGGUACACAGAAGUCAGAGAGAUCCACUUGCUGCUGAUGAUACUGCACCCCAGAGAGUUCUGCUGCCUACACAGAAAGGGCACGAAGAGAAAAGGAGGGAAGAGCAGCGCAAGUAUGGAGUCUUCUUUGAUGACGACUAUGACUAUUUGCAGCAUCUAAAAGAAGCCUCUGGUCCCUCUGAGCUUGUCCCUUCUGUGCGUGGACAGCAAAGCAGAAUUGUUGUCACAAGUGAAGGGCACAUAGAAGAUGAAAUUCAGCGAGUUCCAGCUCCAUCUAUUAAGUUGCCUUCCUCAGUAUUUGCCACAGAGUUUGAAGAGGAUGUGGGCUUGUUAAAUAAAGCUGCUCCUGUUUCAGGACCACGGCUGGAUUUUGACCCUGAUAUUGUUGCAGCUCUUGAUGAUGAUUUUGACUUUGACAAUCCAGAAAAUAUCCUGGAAGAUGAUUUUGUUAUACAAGCAAAUGAACCACAAAAAGGGGGAUCAGAUGCUGAAGAUGAAGAUGAAUGGGAAGAUGUGGAGGAUGAUAGUGAUGAAAAUGAUAGUUGCAGUAGUGAUAAAGACUAUGAUUCAGAAGGUCCUUUAUCAGAUGCUGGGGUUAAUGGACGGACAAAAGAAUUUCUUUUUAUGCAAGAAGAAACCAGGAGUCGUUUCACAGAAUAUUCUAUGACAUCUUCAGUAAUGAGAAGGAACGAGCAGUUAACCCUGUUGGAUGACAGAUUUGAGAAGUUUUUUGAACAGUUUGAUGAAGAUGAAAUUGGAGCCUUGGAUAAUGUGGAGUUAGAAGGCUAUAUUAACACGGACAAUGCUCGGUUGCAGGAAGUCCUGAAUGAUUACUACAAAGAAAAAGCAAAGAAUUGCGUGAAACUGGAUACACUUGAACCCUAUGAAGAUUUGGACUCUCCCAUGAAUGAAGAAAGUGAGGAAGAAAAGGAAGAAGUAGUUGCUGUAGUUAUUGAGGAACCAAAAGAGAAGUGGGAUUGCGAAUCCAUUUUGAGUACAUACUCAAAUUUAUAUAAUCACCCAACACUUAUUAAGGAGCCAUCAAAGCCCAAACCAAUAAAAAUUUCCCAGAAGACUGGAAUUCCCCUACAUGUCUUGCCUCAGAAAGGUCUUACUGCAAAGCAGAUUGAACGCAUGCAAAUGAUUAAUGGCAGCGACCUGCCAAGAGCAUCGACACAGCCCCGAUCCAAAGACGAGAGCAAAGAGGAUCGCAAAGCUAGAAAACAGGCAAUAAAAGAGGAGCGAAAGGAACGCAGAAUGGAGAAGAAAGCCAACAAGCUAGCCUUCAAAUUGGAGAAAACAAGGCAAGAAAAAGAGUUGCUCAAUCUGAAACAAAACAUUCAAGGACUGAAGCUGUCUUGACAAAAUCGAGGAACUGUUGUGGAAGCAUCCUUAAGUCUUCACUUCUAUUGAGGGGGGGAACUGCUAACUCACAGCUUUGCCCAUGCUGCUGGAAGAGGGCUAUUCAGACAUUACUGUAACAAGAACCAGUAACUUGUCAUUCUUUCGGAAAUUAGGUUAUACAUUGUUUUAUGUAUUAGUGAUGUCCCUUCUGCCAUGAGCGACAUGGCAACUGUUGCAAAGGUUUGUUACAGUAGAAAUUAUUAAAAAUCUAAAAA